Molecule: messenger RNA, 1961 nt
Organism: Cryptomeria japonica (Japanese cedar)
Lineage: Eukaryota; Viridiplantae; Streptophyta; Pinopsida; Cupressales; Cupressaceae
Product: ACT domain-containing protein ACR9-like
Exons: 6
Coding region: 269-1528 (419 amino acids)
Source: RefSeq, a predicted model, not a curated record
AGCGUAAGGCCGUGCUAUUCCGUGGAAUAAAUAUGGACUUGGAGGAAUCAAGGGUUUUGGACUUGGGUUCAACGAAAUUUUUUGCUGUAAUUUUGGGAGCAGUCUCCAAUCCAAUGCUAGAAAUUAGGGCGACGGAAUCAACAUGGAAUGAGCUGCAGAUCUGUUUUUUCUGUAGGCGGAGCAAUCGUUGCCCUUCGGGAUGAUCAAUUGGGGUUUUUAGGGUUUGUAGAUUCUGUUUUGGGAAUUUCCGCUUGUUUUUGGCCUUGCGAUGGGAUUGUUGAGCGAGGAGGUUGUGGUUAUUAGGCAGGGAAAGACUGAGGGGGAUCCCGUUGAGAUUACUGUGAAUUGCCCGGAUAAAGUUGGCCUCGGCUGUGAUCUCUCCCGUAUUGUUUUCGAAUUCGGUUUGUGCGUCGUCAAAGCGGAUGUUUCAACCGAUUGCAAAUGGUGUCUUGUGAUAUUCUGGGUUGUGCCCAAUGCUCAUUCUUCUCGACCAACAGAUUGGGUCAUGUUAAAAAAGCGCCUUGUAGAAUCUUGCCCUCCGAGCUCCCUUAUGUUUUACUAUGUCUUAAAUCCAGAGCCAAAGCCAAAGCAACUAUAUGUUUUGCAGAUUGGCUCAGUUGACAGGACAGGGCUGUUAAAUGAUGUUUCACAGGCACUUUGGGAGUUGGAACUCACCAUACAUAAGGUUAAGGUUUGGACGAUGCCUGAUGACAAUUGCAUGGACCUCUUCUACAUAACAGAUAACAGGGAACUCUUGCACACUGAAAAGAGACAGGAAGCGACUUGCAACUAUUUGAAGAAGAUGCUAGGUGAAUCUAGUACUUAUUGUGAGCUUCGCUUAAGCAGUCCUGAAUUUGGGGGCUUGGAGUGUACAACUACAUCACUUUCACCAUCGGUGGCAGAGAAUAUGUUUAGUCAUGGUCUAUCUGAUUUUGAGACAGAUUUGAGAAAUGGAGUGGGUUAUGGGAGGAAAAGCAUUGUUUCUGUGUCCCUGGACAAUUCCUUGAGUCCUGCGCAUACUUUGCUUCAAAUAUCAUGCAAGAGUCAAAAGGGCCUUCUUUAUGAUGUCAUGAGAACUUUGAAGGACUAUAAUAUCCAGGGGUCUUAUGUGCGAUUAUCAGCAAAUGCAAAAGGAAUCUGUGAGAUGGAUUUGUUUGUCUUGCAAGCAGAUGGAAAAAAGAUUUUGGACCAUGAUAAACAAAAUGCUUUCUGUUCUCGUCUUGAAAUGGAAAUCUCCAAUCCAGUACGAGUGAUGGUGACAAACCGUGGCCCAGAUACUGAGCUUUUAGUUGCCACACCCAUAGAACUCUCUGGAAGGGGUAGGCCUCGGGUUCUGUAUGAUGUAACACUAGCUUUGAAAAUGCUCGACAUCUGCAUUUUUACGGCGGAUAUUGGGAGGAAUAUUAUUGGUGGUUCCCAGUGGGAAGUCUAUAGAUUUCUUCUGAAUGAUAGGCAUGAUCUCUCCUUAGGGAAUAGUCACACGAGGAACCAAGUGGUGGAGAAUGUCCGAAAAAUGUUAGUAGCUUGAGAUCUGAGCUAUCUCUGAAGAUGUUCGACAGGAUUUACUCCACUCUAUAUGAUCAACCUGAAAGGCUGUCCAGAAAUUUCUUUUCUUAUCAGCAGAAUGGUUUCUGUGACAUAUUCUUCUUAGAAGGGAUGCAUUGCUUUAUAUAUAAUGUCAUUCCUGAAAAAGAAAUAGAAAUCACAAUUAAUUCACAAAAUGGAGCCCAUUACGAAAAAGAAGCUUUCUGCAUGGGGAGGAGCAGGUAUUGGAUUUAGGAAUGCAGUUGAUUAUGACGUAACUUCAAACUUGCAAGUGGGUUUAUCUUUUUCUGAAUAUAUUGGCUGUAAUUCAGAAUGAAGAUAAACAAAGCAAGUUUCAGCAAGUUUGAAAUUGUACUUCAUAAUUCAGACAUUGUUGCUUUUACUGAGAAGUGUAGGUUUAAGUUUUUAACCUUGAA